AUGGCGCUACCGACCCUUUCAGCGUAUGCACCGGCACGCUCGCGGGCCUGGGCCGGGCAGAUGGCUCGGCAGCGGGAGCAGCAGGCCCGGUGGCGGCAGCAGUGGGAGCUCCAUUCCCAGUAUUUCAAAGAGCAGAGUGUCCGCAGUGAGAAACAGGCGGCCUGGAGUUCCCGACAGUCCUACCAGCAGAGCAUGCUGGCAUAUCAUAAACAGAGGUUGGAGGAGGAAAGGAGAUCAUGUCUAGAGAAGCGAAGGGAUAAACUCAGGGUUAUGCUUCAAGAGGAACAACGCUCUAUGGAGGCGGAGCUCCGAAAUCUAGUUCCUGACAACAGCACUUUAGCUCGUCAGCUGGCACAAAAAACUGAAGAGCUACGCACAGCAAGAGAAAGAAGAAGAAAGGUUGCAGAUCAGUUGAUGAAGGAGCACUGGAGGAAAAAUAAUCCUGAUUUGAGAGAGCUGGAAUCCACCUUACACAAAGAUCAUGUCAUCGAACAGUGGAAAGAGCAGAUAACUGAUAAGAAAGAGCAAAAAGCGGCUGAACAGGAGGAGAAGCAACGGUUUGAAAAUGAAUAUGAGAGAACUCGCAGAGAAGCACUGGAGCGGAUCAGACUGGAGGAGGAGCGGAGGAGGGCGGAGGAGGGAAAAAGAGCUGAAGAACUCCGUAGACAAAUGGAGGAACUCAAAUUGAAAGAAGAAGAGGCAACACGUCUUAAGAAGCAGCAAGAGGCUUUGUUGGCCCAGCAUUGGGAACUUGAGAAGCUAGAAGUAGAAAGGAGAGGAGCAGAGGAAAAGAAGAAGAAAUCUGAGAUCAGGUAUUUUCUCAUACGUCAGUAUCGAGCUCAAUUGAAGAGAAGAGCUCAGCAAGUGCAGGAAGAACUUGAAGCUGACUGCAGAAUCCUAGCAGCAUUAGUGAAGGGGGAGGAAGGUGAUAAAAGACUUCAGACUGAAAGAAAGGAGCGAGCCAUUGCUGACGCUGCCUGGAUGAAACGAGUUAUUGAAGAGCAGCUGCAGCUGGAGAAAGAAAGGGAGGCGGAGUUGGAUUACUUACACCGGGAAGAAGCUCAACUUGUGUGGGAAAAACAGGAAGCACAGUGGGAGAAGGAGAGAAUAGCCAGAGAACGACUCAUGAAAGAGGUGCUUGCAGGCAGACAGCAACAACUUGAAGUGAAAAUGCAAAGGAAUCGUGAGGCUCAAGAAGAGUCCUUAAAGAGACGGGAGGAGCUAAUCAAAGAACUAGAGACAGAGAAAGAGUUACAACAGCAGGAAAAAGAAUUGGAAGAAGGUCUUAGAACUGCACGAAGGAAAGAAAUAGAAGCCCAGGUUGAGCAGAAGCAGCAGGACCAAUGGGAAGAGAAUCUCCGGCUGGAGAAACUGGAGCAGGAAGCGCAAGAGGCCCAUCGACUCCAGGAGGAGCAGCUGAGGCAGGAGAUGCAGAAGAUGGCCAAAAGAGGCUAUGAGGACGGGCAGACCCCGAUCAGCAUGGACCUAAGUCUUUUGAAAGAAGAAUAUUGA
Messenger RNA from Knipowitschia caucasica, 1512 nucleotides. The record is from the annotation of a GenBank genome assembly. NCBI's taxonomy places the organism in Eukaryota, Metazoa, Chordata, Actinopteri, Gobiiformes, Gobiidae.